AUGUGUUCCGUGCUGUUCGUGUCACUCUUUGCCGCGGUUUUCUUGGCUCAGGUCGAUGGAGGUGGACAUCAGUCAUUAGAAAUCAUUUCAUCAACAUCGACGAAUAAUACAUCAAUUGCUAAUGAUACUAAGGCCGACGAAUCAUCAUCAUCGGCAAAUAAUAAUGAAGAGAAUUUGUCAACUUCGCCAUCCAUCGAUAAACCAUUACCUGCUGCCAGCGAGAUUGGCUGUGGUCAAAGAUCAAAAGAUAGAUGGGAAACGAAGGAAUUGACGGGAGGGCUGGAGGAUCGAGCAGAAUACGGCGAGAUACCCUGGAUGGUAGCCAUAUUCCAGAUGCCUUUUAAUGACUAUGGUCCACCCUUCCUCCAGCACUGUUGCAAUGGAGCAUUGAUCAGCGAACGAGCCGUACUGACUACGGCAUACUGCCUAGAAAGCUAUGGGGGAAGGGCCGAUCGAUUGCUGAAGGACGUGCGAGUGCGCGUAGGCCACACUCAUCCAGAUUAUAGUGACUUCUCGCUGAUCAACAACAUUGCUGUGCUGGAGCUGGCCAACGCUGUGCAGUACGGACCCACCAUUCAACCAGUGUGUCUACCAGAGAAAAACUUCACGAUCGGUUACCAGGAAAACUUUAUCUUCUCCGGAUGGGGUGAAACAGUUAAAGCCACAAAGCCAACAAAAGGACACAACUUGCUUAAAAAAGUUAUACUACGUAAUACUGAGUGGGCCGUUUGCAAGGAAGAGAUUGCACCGUAUGAUCCAUCGCAUCGUAUCAACCUCCACAAUAGCCUCGUUUGUGCCACUAGGCAACAUGAAGAAAUACCAUGCCGGGAGGAUACGGGAGCACCGGUAGUGGCGGAAGUGCCGAAUUCCGAGGACAGAUACUAUUUGCAUGGAUUAGUCUCGUGGGGAUACCAUUGUCGGCAAAAAAAUCGUACAUCUGCGGCCCUGACCAAUGUGCGACUUUUCCGUGAGUGGAUCGACUCAACUCUCACCCAGAUUGCGGUUGAAGCAACAUGA
Molecule: messenger RNA, 1017 nt
Organism: Anopheles aquasalis
Lineage: Eukaryota; Metazoa; Arthropoda; Insecta; Diptera; Culicidae
Product: phenoloxidase-activating factor 2-like
Biological process (GO): proteolysis
Molecular function (GO): serine-type endopeptidase activity
Source: RefSeq, a predicted model, not a curated record